This is a messenger RNA of Linepithema humile (Argentine ant), 8668 nucleotides long. RefSeq names its product Myocardin-related transcription factor (gene Mrtf). Gene Ontology annotation, molecular function: transcription coactivator activity. Gene Ontology annotation, biological process: positive regulation of transcription by RNA polymerase II. NCBI's taxonomy places the organism in Eukaryota, Metazoa, Arthropoda, Insecta, Hymenoptera, Formicidae. Gene Ontology annotation, cellular component: nucleus. The record is from RefSeq and is a predicted model, not a curated record.
GGCGCUGCUGCGGCGACCUAGACGACGCCCUCCACCUCGCGAUGUGAAUACAUCCGCGACGACCUCGCCUGAGAAUCCUUGCGCGACUCUUCGGACUCAUUGCGAUAUCGAUAGCUGACCGACACGAAAAAUGCAUCACACUCGUCGAGCACUGCAAAAGACUGUAAUCUCGAUGACAGAAUCGAUUGCCGUGUGAUACUCUCGACAGUACGUCAAAAGAAAAGAGGAAGGAAUUGAAAACCCGUAUCCUUUCUUAACGUUAAUGUUAUUCUUUAUGAAAGAUUUCGGAAGUUCUCAUUAAUCAUCCGUGUAGAUAGAAGUGACAGACGCUCAUUCGCAGAGAAAAAAAUCAGAGCAAACGUUACUCCGCAAUAUUCUGAGGCUUCUUCAUCAAAUAAUCAUUAUGUCAGAUCUCUGAUCUCGCGCGCGCAAGUCUCGGAGUGUCGGGACGGUAUGGUGAUUGCACACCGAGAGAUCGAGACACGUGGGGCAGGAAGAUGUAAGAGAAAAGUGCGAGGUGACCCCAGCCAAGCGAGAUGGCAAGUCGAAGGGUUGAGCUUUAGCAAGUGCGAUCUUAUCUCGCGCGUAUGAAACACAACGUACCAUUCCCGCAGAUAUACGAAACUGCAUUCCCUCCAAUCUCGAUUACCGUGAGAACUGUUUUCGAAAAGUUGUAUAUAAAUACUCGCGCCUUCUUAGCGCGUAUUUAUUCUUAAUCGAACAAUAAUCGCUUACAAUUAUUAAAGACUCGCCGCGCAUUCAGUACUGUACAUCUUGCUCUUAUCGUGAUGUCAGAGUGCGCAUUGCAAGCUGUCGCGUAAAUAAUCGAAUUCUUGGGAAAUGUUUAUCGCCGUCCGUUUUUAUCGCGAUACUAUUUUUAUCACAAACUAUAUUUUAAUCUGAGAAUUCAUUUUUCUCUCUCGAUAAGUUAUGACGCGUUUUUGAUCGAAAACGUGGACAAUCGGGGACAAUCCUCGCGAUAUCAAAUGAUCGACACGGACAGUGCGUGUAACACGGCUGCGGGCUACGCGUCAAGACAGUUUCCCUUCGAAUCCGAUUAGCAUAAUAAUUCGGCGCGUGUCGCGCCCGCUCGCGCGCGAAGUGCAUAGAGAGUGGGUGCCUGUGAAUGUGCGCGCUCGUGCGUGUCAGUGCGCGAAGUGCAUAAAGCGACGAUGGGAUAUCGGUGAGAUCACGAGGUCACCGCAGAAUGCCUGAGCCGAGGGCAAAGCGCUGUAAACACUGUGACGAGUCUGGCCACAGGUUGGACAGCGGCUCCCCGUUUUGGAGGAUUCAACUCGAUCAAGACCUUCUGGAUACCAUCAGCGCGAUCUAUCCGGAGUGGUUUAAGGAUUACACUAACAGCCGAGCAGCGUCGACAUCGUCCUCCACGUCUCCGAGCGCUUCCGGCGCGCAGUCCUGCAACGAGAGCGCCGCCGUGGUCGUCGUCAGCGCAGAGCGCGGUGGCGAGCACAAGGUCGCCAAAGGCGACUCCAAGUCGAAGUCUAAGGCAAAAAAGGCGGACAGCUACAAGGAUAAGGAUCGUGAUAGGAAGGAGCCUAGGCGCGACGCCAAGGACGAAAGGGACGCUGGAAGCGGUAAGAAAGGGACGAAGCUCUCGCCGCAGCAGGAUAAAGCAGCGGCGAACGCGACAGGAAGGAAGACCGCGGGUGUUGUCCCAGGAUCGGGAUCGGAGAUGGCCGAGGGCAAUCAAUCGCCGCCGAAGGCGGAGGUCGACGAUUCGCCUCUCCAGCACGCCAUGGACCGCAACAAGGAAUCGCUGAAGGUGAAGCUAAUGCUUAGGCGACCCAUCAAUCAGCUGGUUGCGCAAGGCAUCAUGCCACCGCUGAAGACGCCGCCGGCGUUUCACGAGCAACGGAAGCAGCUGGAGCGGGCGAAGACGGGUGAUCUGCUGAAGGCGAAGAUCCAGCAGAGACCGGGCAGGGACGAACUGGUACGGCAGCACAUCCUCGAGGAUGUGGGUCACGUCGAUCCGAGCCUGGCUGAGCGGCAGCGGAUGCUGAAGAAGGCCAGGCUAGCUGAUCAGCUCAACGAUCAGCUCAGUCAUCGACCCGGGCCGCUCGAACUCAUCCAGAAGAACAUCCUUCAUACUGAAGAGCCCAUCGAGAGGGCGGUCAAAGAGGGCCACAUUUCCUUCAAGGCUACCUGCGAGGGGCAGGUGACGAAACCCCAGCACCCGGACCACUACAUCACCUUCGAGGAUGACUCGCAGAGCUCGGAGGGCGCGCCCUCACCGCAGCUGGAAUCGCGAUCGUCGGACGUUCUGGAGACCGCGGCGACUUCUGCGGGCAUCGUCACGGUUUCUCUCAGCAUACCGACCACCGGUGGUGCCGUCGUGGUCUCGUCGACGUCUCCCGUCUUCCAACAGACGUCCACGGAGUCGACGAUACAGACCUUCGCCGAGCUUUGCAACACUGUCGUAGGCACGCAGAGUCAACAGCAGCAGGUUCAACAGAACCAGCAGCACACGUCUACGCAGGCGAGCCAGACGAAUGGCCCAUCGACGACUCUUCUACCAUUGGCGCCGGCGCCGAGCCCGAUGUCCCUGGGCUCGACGACGUCGAGCCUGAGCCCCCUGUCCAACAUCUCGAUAGCGUCGCCCCCGGCGCCGCCGCCGGCGGCAAUCACCCCGCGGCCCCAGCCGAGCCCGAUAGCCGCCGCCGCCGCCGCCGUGGCUGCCACCACGUGCCAAAGGAGCGACGCUCCCGGGAAGGACAAGAACAGAAAGAAGUCGAAGACCAAGAGCCAGCCCAAGACCCGGACGAUCAAGUUCCACGAGUAUAAAGGCCCGCCGAACGCGCAGAAGACGCCGGUGUCGUCUAGCACUUCCGGUCUCGGCGCCGCACAACCCGGUGAGACCAGUUAUGAGUUGCUCCUGCAGCAGCAGCAGCUGUUUCUCCAGUGGCAGCUCGAAUGGCAGCACAAGUAUCCACAGAUCAUCUUGCCAGCCGCGCAGAAACCACUGUCGCUCACGAGCAGCGGCGCCAGCGAUGCUGGUAGCGUAAGCGGAAGCAGCGCAAACGCUGCCAGCCCGGCACCGUCGAGCUCUUCGAACAAUCCUUCAGAGCAACCUCCGUUGAGGCCCUUGGGCAAGCUGGAGGACAUGAAAGUGAGCGAUCUCAAAGUGGAAUUGAAACGACGAAAUCUGCCGGUGUCGGGCUCAAAACCGCAGCUGAUUGAGCGAUUGAAGCCUUUCACGGAGUCAUCCACCAACAACUUGACCAUCAAUUCCAACGGACCGCACGUGACGCACAUGGGCCAUAUCCUAAUGGACACACCUGGUCCGAUGGCGACGGACGAGUCCAGCUCUCAAGCCAAGAGCCCAUGCUCCACCGUGAAGGAGGAGCCUAACAGUCCGCGAACGGCCUCCCCUCACAGCAGCGAACACGACGAUCCGUCGAGCCCGCCAGGAGAUGAUAUCAUCAAGGUGCAGAGGAAGCGGAUAGAGGAGUUACAGCGCGAACUGUACAAGUCGCAACAGCAACUCCAGCAGAUCCGCCAGACGCAGCCGCCGACGAUGCGCGCCGAAAAGCUAGUGCUCCAGCAGCACAUACAAAACAAAAUGCAGCAACAACAAUUGGCUAUACAUUUGCAACAGCUUCAGCACUUGCAACAGCAGCAGCAGCAGCACCAGCAACAGCAGCAGCAGCACCAGCAACAACAACAGAACCAACAACAAUCGCAACAACAGAUUCAACAACAACAGCAUGCCACGAUUCAACAACUUAACGCAAAGGCGAGUCUCGCGGCCUUCCUGCAAGCGCAACCGAACAAUACAACCGCUAUUCUCGACUCUGCGACUCUGACUGCGAUCAACAAUAAGAAAAAUCAGACUAAGAACAGCACCACUAUGCAAAUACCCACGGCGAUCGUUCUGAAUCUGGCCAAACCGACCAAGCUGAACGGAUCGCUGCUCGGUGCUCUCGUGGCGCAGGCUCAACAACAGCAGCAGCAGCAGCAGCAACAAACGACCACCAGCACUACUGCCGAGGACGUCAAGCCGCCGCUACCGCAAUACGAUGAAGCUGCUAAAUUGCUGAAGGUGAAAAUCGAACCGGUUCAGAAGAGUCACAUAAAGAGUCAAGUGGUCGAUGACGUAUUGGAGAUUCUCAUCAAGAAUGGCGAGUUACCGCCGAGCGCCGCGCAAGAUCCGGCUACUCCCACGACUCCGAAUCGCCAAUUACAGCAGAAUCUGGUGUUCACCGCACCAGCGGACAGUCCAACUCAGUCGUUAGUCUUCACAGCUACCAGCCCGAUCAGCCCGAUCAGCCCGAUACCGAUGGAGGUGUCUCACAGCGGUUGCCCGAGUCCGUCGACGCCGGCACCGCCACCACCGCCGCCGCCGUUGCCGUUAACGACGUUCUCCAUUCAGUUGCCGAGCACACUGCAACAGUUGCAACAGCAGGAGGAAAUCUCGUCCUUCAGUACAGAUUUGCUAACUUCUGAGGCCGAACUGGAUACCGCGAUGUUGCUCAGCCCUCAGUCGACGCAACAGGCGUCUCCGGAUCCUCAACCGCCGCAAGAAGUAACGUCCUCAGACAACGCCAAUUUGGAUCUCAAAGAGCUGGGACUGGACUUGGAAACGUUGGAUCCGAUGGACUUUUGUCAACUGGACUGCGACAUGCCGAUGGAUAUGGACGAUCCCGAUUGGCUGGACUCACUGAUGCCGCAAUCGCCUCAGACUACCACAACAAUGUCGUCAUCCAAUCAUCCAUCCACCACCGCGAUCUCGUCUGCCGCGGAUAUCUACGGCCCGCUGUUAGGGGGACCCAACAACGAAUACUCCGUUGAUCUCUUUAACAUGGAAGACUCCGACUUUAAGAUGUCGUCCGAUUUGUCAUCCCCGAUGAUCUGGGACAAGGUGGAUUUCGCGACCUAGCCCGAGAUACUCUCUCGCAAUCCGGCGUUAUGUACUUAAUUUUCGGCAGGUAAUCAAAAAGUUCAUAACUCGUGAAAGAUAGAGAGACGCGGACAGCGAAGAUCACUGUAUCGCCUGGUCAAGUCUGUCCGGUGCAUUUUGUGUAAAACGCCCCUGGUGCAUCUUGUAUCAACAUCACAUCGAAAUAUGUACUUAUGCGUGCGCAUCGAGUGUUUCGACACGCUUCUUACGAGUUCGGAAAGUAUAAUCGUACCUAAUGCUAAACAAAAUAGGUACCGUAAUCGCGCGCAAUCGUAAUUUUAAUUAACAAUUAAGAAUGCAAAACAUACCGAAUCGCGAACCAGUCCUCACAGUGUUUAACGCGCGUGUCAUCACGCAUUCUUCGGUCUUCCUUGAUUAACAAAUAUCGACCGCACGUCGUUCUUUUUGUUCACACGAUCGAUUCGCGAGACAAAUAAUGUCUAAUAAAUACUUGAAGCCUCAUAAAUCUCUGGAAUAUUUUGUGCAACCCUGCGAAUUAAAGUUUUAGAUUAAAUAGCAGUCUACACUUAUUAGAAUGCAGCUCGUGUAAAAAAGAAGAACGACAGUUCCGGGACCGAAAUCAGCUUUCAAAAUUCUCCAAAGAAUCAGCUUACAACACGUUUUCUAAGCUAGUUUUUACUAUCCAAUCGUGUGUUGCUUGAGUUUUAAUAAUUGCGAGAAAUAUCAUGUGUGUCAAAAACAGGAGUCGAGAAACACUGCGUAUAUGAUCUUCUCGGAUAAUCUCCCUUUCCCAUCUUCGCCCCGUCCUCCUCCUCCCUCUUUCUCAGCCGCAAUCAAUCGUAACAUAAUCGCAUAAUUAUACACUUACAGAAUCUAAUAUAAUGCAAUAAUUAUUAUUAUUGUAAAAGUAUACAUAUAUAUACGCAUAUACGUAUACACAUAUGUAAAAUAUACUUCUAUAUGCGCCUGACGUCUGCGAGUCGAGUAACAUUCGGAUACGCGAGUUCGAGGACCUUCCAGCGCAGCUAUACAUAUUUUCUAAGCCACAGAGCAUGUGAUGUUAGGAAUUAUUGCGUAUUUUAAUCGAUAAUCAUUAUAAUUAGAGAUGAAAUCGUGGAAACGGCUGCGCGCGCGCGCGCGCGCGCACGUGAGCGAGCUGCAUCAUUGUGGUUCCGGGAUCGGUUUACCACGGCACGGUUCUUCGAUCUUUCUCCCGCGACUACUAAUCUCUUUGUUGUUUUGACAUUCCAUGUUUCCAAACUACGAACAAGUAAGAUCGAAGCCACGCGUGUCGCGAGCCGCAAACUAUUACUAGCGCAUAUUCGCUACGUAAUGAAACGAAAGAUCUAAUCUCGGAAUGUUAUAUCAGGCGAGAGUUGCUUUAUGUUCGAAACAUAUCGCCAUGCAUUUCUUUGAGAUGUUCUUCGGAGACCAAGCGGCUUCGCGCAUCGACGCAAUGACGAAGGACCGCGCCGCCGAGCUCGGUAACGGCAGAGAAAGAGUGUGUAUGCAAGAUAUGGAAGAUACAAGCGUGUUUUAAAGAGUGCUUGCUAUGAGAGAGUGUAAGAGAGCCUCGGAUUAAUUGUAACAAGGAGAAAUUAGAACAUUUGUGAUAAAUCAUCUGGAAGAUACGUAUAUGAAAGAUAUCAACUGGAAGAUUAAGACACCAUUUUAAACGAUUUUCUUAGAAAGUAUGGUUACUGUAUACUUCGAAGAGAGCUAGAUAGAGAACUAGAAUUGUACAUAUUAUCCUUCACAAUAAUGGAGAAUUAAUUGUUUCCACCUAAGCUACUUCCUAUUUCUUUUUACCGAAAUUUUCUACCAUUUGUAACUUCGAAAUAUUAGUCUCCCAAUAAGAGAUUUGAUAAACGAAUACGUCGAUAUUUAAAAUUGUUACGAAUGACUCCAGGUUUUCUUAUAACACGUGCUUGUGUGUGUGAGACAUGUAUCAACGUUUAUGGACAGCGAUGGUGCUAAUUGAAACCCCAAUAAACAGCGAUCGACUCUCGCCGGAAAGACGUCGUGGCUGUGUUUUUUUUUCUUUUUUUAGAAAGUCCCUUUGCGCCGUAAUCACGUUCCGAAUUUUUCCUCGCGACCGACGUGCCUCGAAGUGUCGAUUCUCGGCGAGCUUUUUAGUUCCACGCGGAACUGGCGUUGUCUAGUACUAAUGGAAUGAAAGAGGAAGAAUGCUGUAUUUAAAGCUAGCGGCACACUGCAAGAUUUUUCGUGCAUCUAAUGAACUACUAGAGAAAUGCACCGUACAGUAUACAGCAUUUCUAGUAAUUUACUAGGUCGCAUGUAAUACAGAAAAUUGCCGCUGGUUUAAAUUGUUGGUUUCGAAUGAGAAAAAAAAUUAGGCGUGUUCCCGCAGUCUCAUUAGCGAAACGGCACAUUGGCCCGCAAAAUCAUUACUUCCCCUCCCCGCAUUCACCGGAGAAGCAACGCAAAAGAUAAAAAAAAUGCAACAUUCCAAACAUAUUCAUUCUUCCACGGAGAAUUCUGAAAACCUCGAAGUACUGCCAUGUUCCGUGUACAAGGGAGCCCGAUGGAGAAACGAGGAACGCGAACGUGCGUCGUAAAGCAACGCCGGAUUCGUCGAGACGCGCGCGGGAAAUAAUUAAGCCGGAACUCAGUGCAUUUAAUUAGAGGAACCGGUUUGUCUCCUCUUCUCCCCAUCCUGAACUUUUAGAGCCGGUCGCAGAAACGCUUUUCUUUUUUGUUCUUGUUCCGUUUUUUUUUUUUUGGUCGUGCUGAUAAGUGUCGGUUCCGUAAAUCUUGUAAAUUUUAUAAUUUUAUAACUCACUUAAAAGUUAUCGUGCCAAUGGAAUCGACUGAACACUAAGUAUUUCAUAUACGUAAGUUAUAUAACCGAAAGUACCGUGUUUUUCCAAACGGCUCUUUAACUACUAAUCAAUUCAUAGAGCUAUCGAUCCGUCAUUAAAAUCGCUUCGCAAUCAUAUUACUAUUAACAUAAGCUUUUUACUAAUACUUGCAUUUAAAGCUAACUUUCGCUUCUGAAUCACUCUUUCUCCCGUCUUCGAAUCAUUGUCACGCAAGUUAGUCUCUAAAUUAAUGACGCUUUUAAACGUAAAAAGUGCGAUCUGAAAACUCAAGCGGUGUUUGUCACGACAAACGGAACAUGGCAUCGGGGUGAAAAGCGUAGGUGCCAAAAAAAAGUUUCUUGCCGCCAGCAUAGUUACACGUGUCACCAUCCGUUGCCAUGACAAUAAGGGUUUUAUUGUUCUGUAAAAUACUGUAUAUAUAUAAUAUUAAAAUGCGAGAAUGUAUGUAUAUGUGUGUUUUGCAGCGACGAGCUUGACGCAAUGAAUGUAUUUAGAAUAAUCGGAGGACGAUUAUGGCAUUAAAAAAAGAUUGUUAUAAAAACGGCGCGUCUUUAUCUCAUCGAACUCGCGUCGCAGCGAGCAUCACGCUGCGUGACAUUGCAAUCGCGUAAAAUUGUUUCAAUUUUGAGUCAUUUAUCAUGGUUCUAGCGAUGAUUAAUCGAUCUGUCAGGCUGUGCGAAUGUAGUAGUCUGUCGUGUGCGGUACAUCAGUGAUGUAGCGCGCGUUUGGAGAAUAAUGAGAAUAAUUUGCGAAAGCAAGGAAGGGAUGAGACAGCCAAACAAAACGUAAUGCAUGUAAACCGAUCACGUUAAAUAUAUAUACAGAACUUCGGGCAUGUAAUAAACCGCGCGAUUGUAUCAAGAGAAAAGCGAAAGAGGGAUGCAGUAGCGUCGCACGUGAACACACAUUUUGUAUGCGCAUUGCGAGGUAGUAUAUAUAUAUAUAU